AUGUAUCAGGAGAAUGAAGUCGGGGCUAAAUUGGAGAAGAAUAAAUUUGAGGCUUCCAUCAGUGAAUUGAAGAAAAAAACUUUCGUGUCAUUUACAGAAAUUGAAAAUUAUGGAGAAAGCGGGGUUACCCCAGAGUACCUAGAAGCCCAUCGCCGCUCUCUCGAUGACCCGGAAGAUUUUUGGGGACAUGUCGCACAAGAGUUAGAGUGGACCAAGCCUUGGGAGCGAGUUAUUGAUAAUAGCAACCCACCUUUUACUAAAUGGUGGGUAGGAGGUGAAAUGUCAGUGUGUCACAACGCAGUAGACCGUCAUGUGGCAGCCGGCAAAGGAGAGCAGCUAGCGUUAGUCCAUGACUCUCCAUUGACUGACACAGUCAGGAAGAUCACAUACUCCGAGGUUAAAGAACAGGUGUCUCGGCUGGCCGGUAAACUUGCAGAGCUCGGAGUGACGAGAGGAUCCCGCGUGCUCAUCUAUAUGCCUCUAAUUCCUGAGGCUAUAUUUGCAAUGCUGGCGACUAACAGAAUAGGAGCAAUUCACUCGGUCGUAUUUGGAGGUUUCGCUGCUCGAGAGCUCCGUACCAGAAUCGAGCAUGCUGAGCCAACAGUAAUUAUUGCAGCCAGCUGUGGAGUAGAACCUAAUAAAAUCGUCAGAUACAAGGACAUCUUGGACGAAGCACUCUGUCAGUCAGGACAUCAGCCGACGAAAUGUAUCAUCUACCAGCGCCGUAGGGUACUGGAAUGUGUCUUGGAGCCAGGGAGGGACAUAUCCUGGGAGGAAGCUUUGGAAGCGGAACCUGUACCCUGCGUUCCUGUAGAAGCAAAUGAACCUCUUUAUAUAUUGUAUACUUCUGGAACUACAAGCGCCCCAAAAGGCGUCCAGAGACCUUGUGGCCAUGCUGCAAUACUCUGUUGGACAAUGCGAACUGUAUACGGCCUGAAAAAAGGAGUGUGGUGGGCUGCUUCAGACCUUGGAUGGGUGGUUGGGCACUCAUACAUUUGCUAUGGACCCCUACUUGCAGGAAUAACGUCUGUACUUUACGAAGGGAAGCCGGACAGGACUCCUGAUCCGGGACAAUAUUUCAGAAUUAUUGAACAGCACCGAGUCAAUGCACUCUUCACAAUCCCCACGGCAUGCCGAGUUCUGAAGAGAGCCGAUCCCAACGCUAAGUACGCUAGGAGAUAUUGCAGCAAAUCUUUGAAGACUAUCUUCAUGGCUGGUGAACAUUGUGAUCAAGACAUACGGCAAUGGGCCGAGCGUAUCUUUGGUGUCCCAGUACUGAACCACUAUUGGCAGACAGAAUCAGGGUCACCGAUUACAGCCGCAUGUCUGGGAUACGGCGUGAAGGCGGUGCCACCACAUUCUGCAGGGUAUGCAGUACCUGGAUAUGAUAUUCGGGCUCUGCGGGAAGAUGGACAAGAAUGUCAGGCAGGGGAAGUGGGAAGGCUAGUUGCGAAGCUGCCCUUGCCGCCUGGGUUCGCGUCCACGCUGUGGCAAGCCGACUCUCGUUAUAAAGAAACAUAUUUCGAGUCUUAUCCGGGUUACUAUGAUACGCAAGAUGCAGGAUGGAUUAGCACCGAGGGUGCGGUGUGGGUAGUGUCUAGGGCUGAUGACGUCAUCAAUGUGGCAGGCCACCGACUCUCAACAGCGGCUCUAGAGGAUGUAGUGCUAAGACACGCGAGAGUUGCUGACGCAGUGGUAGUUGGUGCACCGGAUCCUACCAAGGGAGAUGUUCCUUUAUGUCUCUACGUGAUGAGGCCUCCGCAAGACAACGAAGAAAUAGUAGCAGAAAGCACAGUGACUCAAGAGCUGAUUGCAUUGGUUCGUCACCUGAUUGGUCCCAUAGCAGCUUUCAGAAAAGCAAUUGCGGUCCCAGCCCUACCCCGUACGAGGUCUGGAAAGGCUCUUCGAGGAGCCAUCGCCAAAUUAGCAAGAAGCCAACUUAUAAAACUUCCAUCCACAAUUGAAGACCCAACCGUCUUCGGUGAAAUAAAAACCGCUUUACAAAAAUGCGGAUAUGCUGUCGACGCUCCUGAUCCAGAGCUAUAA
Messenger RNA from Arctia plantaginis, 2046 nucleotides. The record is from the annotation of a GenBank genome assembly. NCBI's taxonomy places the organism in Eukaryota, Metazoa, Arthropoda, Insecta, Lepidoptera, Erebidae.